Molecule: messenger RNA, 3043 nt
Organism: Salvelinus namaycush (lake trout)
Lineage: Eukaryota; Metazoa; Chordata; Actinopteri; Salmoniformes; Salmonidae
Product: homeobox protein HMX3-like
Exons: 2
Coding region: 1304-2233 (309 amino acids)
Biological process (GO): regulation of transcription by RNA polymerase II
Cellular component (GO): nucleus
Molecular function (GO): DNA-binding transcription factor activity, RNA polymerase II-specific; RNA polymerase II transcription regulatory region sequence-specific DNA binding
Source: RefSeq, a predicted model, not a curated record
ACACAUGGUUAGAAUAAGGUUGAUUUGGGCUAAUGAUUGCCUACAGGACUUCCUCUCUGCAACUCAGAUUAUAGUCUGAGUGAAACUUCUGUUGUUGCAUGACAUAGUAUACACAAGUAUUUUAGUUUGUUUGUUCAUACCAGAAGUUUGGCUUCAUUAAACGGGGAUAAAACUCACUAAACAAAUCACUGGUUAAUACGUGUAUAUACAUCUCUGAUAUAAAUCAUUUAUAUUAGACUUGAAAGAUAAAUAAAAACGUUAAAAUGUGCACCUCAAUGUCAUCGUUCAGACAGCAUGUGGCACCAAAAGGUGAUAAUGCAGGUAAAAUCAGCCCAUUUAGUGUUUAAUUAACUGUCAGCAUCUAUUAAAAAGGCCCCUAUUCACACAUCAGUAAUGACUUACAGUUUCACCCUAUUGAUGUUGUACAUGCACUGCAGAUGAGUAGACCUGUCAUUACAACCCAUUUGGAAAUGUGUUUACUUAUUAAAUGCCUGUUUGACAGUAAGUAAUUGUUAGUAACGGUUUGAGUACAUAACCCAUCUACUUCCAUGUUGCUUUCUAAUUGGACUACAUGGCCAAAAACACGCACAUUCCAUUCAGGAGGGGAGGGCACACAGUCUGGGUGGACUUGUCGGUCAGUGCAAAAAUAGAUCCUUGGGACGUUCCUACCCUAAACCCUAUACUUAAGCCCUACCCUAAACCCUAUACUUAAGCCCUACACUAACCAUUUUAAAUGUCAAUGGUGGACGUCCCAAGGAUCCCGCAUAGCAGGCCUACCCUACCUAUUAUCCUGCUCCAGCCCCCUCCCUUCCUCUGGACUUCUCUUCUUCCCCGUAGGCCUACUCCACCUAUUAUUGUCCUCCUGUCCCCUCCCUUCCACUGCUCCCAGUUUCAUCUCAAAUCCCAUUUGCCAUUGUAGCCUACGUGCCCAAUCGUCCAGGACUGCGCGCAUUUAACAUUUGUAUGUAAUCGUUAGUAGAAUGCGUUGCAAGUCUGACGCAGUGAUCAUUGUGCCAUGUAUCAUUGCUGCGAUCAUUCCAGGACAGACCUGCAUGAAGAUUUAUGCUACAUUUUACUUUUACAUUCGAGUCAUUUAGCAGACGCUCUUAUCCAGAGUGAUUUACAGUAGUGAGUGCAUACAUUUUCGCACUUACAUUUUUAUUUAAUUUUAUUUAUUCUCAAAGCAUUCUAAGUCAAAAAAAUAGGCCUAUAUUUGACUGAAACGCCACGCUUGGGUAACCGGAAUAAACCGACAAUAUCUUUAACUGUUUAUCUUGACGUGUGUUUGCUGUGAGUCAUUCAAAUGGACAAUAAACAUUCACAAGCGAUGGCAGAGACGGCACAGGAGACCCGUCCGCCCGCUAAAGACUCACCUUUCUCUAUCAAGAACCUGCUCAACUUCGACAGUAAACCUUCCAACCCGAAGACGCUGCUUGCCACCACCAAAGGACUAUUUGAAGGAGGCUUCUCUCUCUCCCGGAUCGGUGAUUUAACUUUUCCUAGUUUUGACAUCCCAGCCCAGAGAUUUGGAUUAUCGGCGCACUAUUUGGAACGAACGUCGGCGUGGUGGUAUCCCUACGCGCUCGGCACGUCCGGACAUCAUCUCUACAGGACUGGAGGGUUUGAGAAGGCCAUCGCGAGAGACACACCAUCAACAGGCGAGGACCGAGAGACACCGGAGCUGCUGCGAAAAUCACCCGACCCAGACGACAAAGAGGACGACAAAAACACAAGUACUGAUGAUCUCGUUCUGGAGGAGAGUGAUGGGGACGAACCAAAGAAGGAAAGAGAGUUGGUGGAUGACUGGAGGAAAAUUAAAGACGAGAACUCGGAUAAAAAAACGUGUCGGAAAAAGAAAACGCGCACAGUCUUUUCAAGGAGUCAGGUAUUUCGGUUGGAAUCAACGUUCGAUAUGAAACGGUACCUCAGUAGCUCGGAACGGGCAGGCCUGGCGGCAUCCCUACACCUCACGGAGACCCAGGUGAAAAUCUGGUUCCAGAACAGGAGGAAUAAGUGGAAACGACAGUUGGCCGCGGAACUCGAAGCGGUCAAUCUGAGCCACGCCGCGGCCCAGAGGAUAGUCCGCGUACCCAUAUUGUACCAUGAGAACACCGGCUCAGAAACUGGGAGCGCUGGGGACGCGUCAGUCAGUCAGUCUCUACUAACGUUCCCUCAUCAAAUGUACUAUUCACAUCCCCUAGUCACAUCCGUGCCGCUGCUGAGACCAAUUUGAAAGACUCAUAUAUUGUGUUGAUAUUACUGUAUUGUAACUUAUGUAUAAGAAACAUAUUAGACCUAUUUUUUAAAAAUCUAUGAAAAUAGUUGGUGUUGGAAAGGUAAAAAGGCUUUGUAUGUUGUACAGGUCUAUUAUGACAUGUUGUAUUUAUUAUUUAUUUGUAUUCCCAUGUCCAAAACUGAAAAAUGUCCUCCUAUUCAAAUGAUUUCAUAUUAAAUUGUUGUGCGUCCAAUGUAAAACUGAAAAAUUUCCUCCUAUUCAAAUGAUUUCAUAUUAAAUUGUUGUGCGUCCUGAACAUUUGAACAUUUGGUUUUGAUUUAACUGAUGGGUGUUUUAAUGUGUUUUUUAAACAGGAUGUAAACACAUAUAGGUCUAUGUCUCCCUGUACCCUACGUCAUUUUACAAUGAAUUACAUCGAUGUUUUGUAUGAGAUGAGAACCAAUCCGAAGUAAAGUUAAUAUUUCAUCAUGUACAGCCGUUUUAUGUGUAAUAGUUCUACUGUUCGCUUCACGUACACGGUAUGUGGCUCACAGAUGAAAAAUAACUACUACUUGGACCUAUAUCGUUUUAUAGCGCAAACAGUGAGGACAAAUCACAUGUUCUUAUGUAUGUUAAAUCAAACGUCUCACAGUGUUAUCGCAGACUUUUACUUGCUGUCAAUGAGAAAUGUAAUUUAAAAAAAAAUCCCUGAUAAGAGUUUCACCAAAUGGCCAAAAACAAGGAUCUUUUUAUUUUAUUUUUUACAUUCUGAAUAAAUCGUGAAAUACGUUCCCGACUACACCGAGUGUAUUUAGAAAUGUGCAUAAA